Molecule: messenger RNA, 1595 nt
Organism: Pungitius pungitius (ninespine stickleback)
Lineage: Eukaryota; Metazoa; Chordata; Actinopteri; Perciformes; Gasterosteidae
Product: cytosolic 5'-nucleotidase 3-like
Exons: 9
Coding region: 223-1092 (289 amino acids)
Cellular component (GO): cytoplasm
Molecular function (GO): magnesium ion binding; 5'-nucleotidase activity
Source: RefSeq, a predicted model, not a curated record
AGAAAAUAGCUCGGAAUUAUCUCUUUACAACUUUAUUUUUUUCAGUUAACAAAAGCAUUUCUACACUCUUGACAGUACCGGAAGGCAGCAUCUCCGCUGACAGAUACACCCGGAUGAUUCAGUCGCUCCUGUAGCAACAUCAACGACAGACAUCCACGAAGGCGGAGAACUAAUGAUACGCCUCCUGUCAACCUUAACUGAGCAGUGACCCAUUUCAACAAAAUGAUUGCAGAGUUAUCCAACCCGUCCGUGUGUAUGAAGAACCCUCAGAGGGUGCAGGAGAUCCUGGAGUCCAUGGUGAAGGCAGGCUCCAACACCGUCCAGGUGAUCUCCGAUUUUGACAUGACUCUGACAAGGUUUGCCUAUAAUGGCAAAAGGUGCCCCACGUGUCACAAUAUUCUUGACAACAGCAGACUCAUCUCCAAUGACUGCAAAGAAGAGCUGAAGGAGCUGCUCGACACCUACUACCCGAUAGAGAUAGACUGCUCACGUCCAGUAGAAGAAAAACUGCCUCUCAUGGUGGAGUGGUGGACUAAAGCUCAUGAAAUACUGGUACAGCAGGAGAUUAAGAAAGACCAACUGGCCAUUGCGGUACGGGAGUCCGAAGCUAAGCUGAGAGACGGCUACCAGCUCCUUUUUGACCACCUGCAUGAGCACAGCAUCCCUCUGCUCAUCUUCUCAGCUGGAAUAGGAGAUAUCCUGGAAGAGGUUAUUCGCCAGGCGGGAGUCUUCCACCCCAACGUCAAAGUCUUCUCCAACUACAUGGACUUCGACGAGUCUGGAGUUUUGAGGGCUUUCAAGGGAGAGCUGAUCCACAUCUACAACAAAAGGGAAGGUGCGCUGCUCAACACCGGCCACUUCCAGGAGCUGCGCACGCGGCCCAACGUGCUCCUGCUGGGAGACUCUCUGGGUGACCUGAACAUGGCCGACGGGGUGCAGGACAUGGAAAACAUCCUCAAGAUUGGUUUCCUCAAUGACAAGGUGGAGGAAAGGAAACAGUCCUACUUGGACGCAUACGACAUUGUGUUGGUAAAAGAUGAGACCUUGGAAGUCCCUAAUGCUGUAAUGCUCUACCUUACUGGCAAUAAGUGAGCACAGAAUAUCACUGGCCCCCUUUUUGUAUUCCACACUUCAGCCCCAUUGACUAAGGAGCCUUCUGCUUAGAAAGUAAGAGUUGAAUACUUAUUUACUGGCCACUAAGAACGUUUCAACAUCAUUUUAUCCACUAGUCCAGACAGCCACGUGCCUCUUUUAUUUCUUUGUCCCUCUUUGUGUUUCUGGUAAAACUGUUUGCAGCACAAGCUCGAUUUGCACCGUCCACCUACUCUGUGGCGUGUGUGUGCGUGCGUGUGUGUGUGUGUGUGUGUGUGUAUACGGUUGUUGGUUUUUUGUCUGUCUGUUUAUGGAAGAGAUUAGCGUGGGAUCUGCAUAUAGGAUGUUGUGAUGAUCAAGCUAAAGAAAACACAUAACUCAACAGUCGUUUACAUUAAAAGGCUCAUCUCCAGCCAAUUUCACCACAUGUUUUAAAAAAAAGAUUUAAUGUUUUUUUUACAGUGUUGAGUUGUCAAUGUUCUGCUCAUAUUGUUAAACAGCUG